UAUCUGAAAGCUCCAAUAUCAUCAGGGUGUCCUGAAUAUAUAUAAAUUCCUGCUUUGUUUGAUCAAUGAAACUCACACAUGUCCUUUCCAAAUCAGGGUGGAUCUGGUAAAUAUCAUCUCAAUUCCAGGUGGUUACAAGUGUUCAGGAGUGACCGGGUUCAUCGUGAUCUUGUGACCUGUGGGUGUGCAGCUGGAGUUGCUGCAACUUUUAGAGCUCCGGUUGGUGGUGUUUUAUUUGCACUAGAAGAAGUAACAUCUUGGUGGAAGAGUCAACUUUUGUGGCGUGUGUUCUUUACUUCUGCUGUGGUGGCUGUGGUGGUGCGUCCAGCUAUGGGAUGGUGUAAGAGUGGAAAGUGUGGACAUUUUGGUUCAGGUGGUUUCAUAAUAUGGGACAUAUCAGAUGGCCAAGAGGACUACUAUUUUGGUGAGCUGUUGCCCAUGGCUGUGAUUGGGGUCAUUGGAGGCUUAUUGGGAGCACUAUUCAACCAGCUUACUCUUUACAUGACUUACUGGCGUCGAAACCAUUUGCACAAGAACGGGAACGGAGUCAAGAUCAUUGAGGUUGGUCUCAUAUCAGUAUUAACGUCUAUUAUCUCGUUCGGACUACCACUUCUAAGGCAAUGCACUCCAUGCCCCAAACCUGAUCCUGAACUGGGUAAUGAAUGCCCAAGGCCUCCUGGGAUGUAUGGGAAUUAUGUUAACUUUUAUUGCAGUAAGGACAAUGAAUACAAUGAUCUUGCGACCAUCUUCUUCAACACUCAGGUUAUGUUUUAUACCUUAGCAGUCGUGACGUUUGGUACUGCGGUUCCUGCCGGUCAGUUUGUUCCUGGUAUAAUGAUUGGUUCUACAUAUGGACGUUUGGUUGGCAAGUUUGUGGUUAGUUUCUACAGGAAACCCAACAUUGAAGAGGGAACAUAUGCUUUGUUGGGUGCUGAAUCUUUUCUAGGUGGUUCUAUGCGAAUGACAGUGUCUCUGUGUGUCAUCGUGGUUGAAAUUUCAAAUAAUUUGAAAUUUUUACCUCUCAUCAUGCUUGUCCUUCUCAUUUCAAGGCUGUUGGCGAUGUCUUCAAUGAAGGCCUAUAUGAAGAGCAGGCUCAAUUGAAGGGUAUUCCAUUACUGGAAUCAAGACCAAAGUACCAGAUGCGGAAAAUUACAGCAAAAGGGGCCUGUGGAAAAAGGGUGACCUUCACUUAUUCUUGAAACUCUUAUCACUGUAUAAUUUAGUACCACGUAUUAUCCAAGCAAUGAUGUUUCAUUAACUAUUCUUCCUCACCGACACGUUGUGUUCUCUAUUCGAAGGUUGUCUCCUUCCCCCGUGUUGUUAAGGUUGCUGAUAUUGUUAGUAUUUUACGGAGCAACCGACAUAAUGGCUUUCCUGUGAGCAUAGCUAAAUUCUUUUUUUUCUCCUCGUAUAUUCGCCUUUUCUUAAGGUUGUGCUUCUUUGCCCCUGAGGUGAUUGAGUACUCUAGAAAUGGAGAAACACGUGUCAUUGGACUGAUGCUUAGAAGUCUAAAGUAGAUUUUUAGCAUAGUUCUUUGCCUUCAGAUCCAAGAGGAUCCAUACAAAGCAGGUGUAUAAUCUUUUCCGACAACUAGGUUUGAGACACGUGUUUGUUGUCCCCCGUCCAUCGAAUGUGGUUGGUUUGAUAACUCGAAAGGAUUAGUUGAUAGAGG
Messenger RNA from Cucurbita maxima (winter squash), 1672 nucleotides. RefSeq names its product chloride channel protein CLC-d-like. Gene Ontology annotation, biological process: chloride transport; transmembrane transport. The transcript is spliced from 12 exons. Bases 79 to 1101 code for a protein of 340 amino acids. Lineage: Eukaryota; Viridiplantae; Streptophyta; Magnoliopsida; Cucurbitales; Cucurbitaceae. Gene Ontology annotation, cellular component: membrane; intracellular membrane-bounded organelle. Gene Ontology annotation, molecular function: voltage-gated chloride channel activity. The record is from RefSeq and is a predicted model, not a curated record.